AUGGCUAGCUCAGCACAAUACAGCCGACGCUUACCAGAAACAACUGAGGCUUGGAUCCUUGGAAGUGGAACUGCAUCUCUAGCAUCAGCAGUUUACCUGAUAAAGAAUGCUCAUUUACGCCCUUCUGCUGUGCACGUCCUCGAUGAACACCUGUCCUUGCAGCAAACAUUACAUCAUCAAGGUACUACGCAUGCAGGAUAUGAUCAGUUCGCAGGGUGUCUCCCUGCUCCCGCUGGAUCGGGGUUGACAGAGCUUCUCGAUAUGAUUCCAUCCGCAGUGACAGAAGGUCGCUCUUAUCUGCAUGACCUUCGAGCAGCGGAGGAACAAAAUGCCAUGAACAGAAACGGGGGUACCUGUUUUAUCGCUCAAAAUAAAGGGGCUUUCAGACACCUGCCCACGGAGUCGCUGAAUACAGGGUGGAGCCACAGAAUACAUUUGAUGCAUCUUCUUAUAAAAGGAGAGAAAACCCUGCAAAAGAGGGAGAUCCGUCAUUUUUUCCGAGAGAGCUUCUUUAGGAGUACAUUUUGGACGAUAUGGUCGACACAGUGCGUAAUUGCACGACCCAACGCAUUGAUUCCCUGGUUUAACUUCGGGCAAGGUUCGGUUUUCAGCCCUGGCACAGCGCUGCAGAAUUCAGGCGUGCUCUUAGGCAUUUUGAGCUGUCUGGAUCUCACAGGCUAUUAUCAAUACGAGUCGAUACAUCUCCCUAUAUAUUUCUUUCUCCGGAGUCAGGGCGUGGAUUUUCAGUUCAAUAUCAAAAUACGAAAUGUCAAAACGACAGUCAACCAAAAUCGUCGUACAAUCAGUCGGCUCGCCGUUUCUCAGAACGGACUUGAUUUCGAAAAUGUGAUAGGACCUAGCGACAUCGUCAUUGCUAUACCGGGAUCGACUGUGUCGGGAUCUGAAAUUGGAACAAAUGAUCUCCCGCCAGCUUGUCAUUCAAUUGAAGCAGGAGAUCACCUCGACGCAAACUGGGCACUAUGGCUAGAAGCUGGGAACAAAUACUCCGAUCAUGGCAACCCUUAUACUUUCUGCACACGCAAAUCCGAAUCCAUGUUGGAAUCCUUCACUGUCACAACCGAGCACAUUGGAUUUGUCGAAUAUCUUCAAUCUCUGUCACGAUGCACAUCUCAGGCUGGUGCAAUUAUUCUUACCCUUGAGGCUUUGCCUCCCUGUCCAGCCUGUUCGCAAGACGUCUGCGUCCUCUGGGGCUUUGCGCUCUUUCCCGAAAACGAAGGCGAGCAUGUCAAAAAGAACGUGCUUGUUUGUUCGGGUGCCGAAAUCAUGUCUGAGAUCUUAUAUUAUCUGAAUCCCCCUGGCGAGAUGGCCACAGAAGCUUCAGCGUUCUAUUACCAUACCACGCGUGAUGCCGAGGAUGAGCUCAGCAUUAUUGACUAG
Penicillium canescens is the source of this 1398-nucleotide messenger RNA. RefSeq lists its product as uncharacterized. Gene Ontology annotation, biological process: fatty acid metabolic process. Gene Ontology annotation, molecular function: oleate hydratase activity; FAD binding. The transcript has 3 exons. Lineage: Eukaryota; Fungi; Ascomycota; Eurotiomycetes; Eurotiales; Aspergillaceae. The record is from RefSeq and is a predicted model, not a curated record. The coding region runs from base 1 to 1398 and encodes 465 amino acids.